Messenger RNA from Hemiscyllium ocellatum (epaulette shark), 801 nucleotides. It is a transcript of the gene cfap77, whose product is annotated as cilia and flagella associated protein 77. The record is from RefSeq and is a predicted model, not a curated record. The coding region runs from base 1 to 801 and encodes 266 amino acids. The transcript is spliced from 6 exons. Lineage: Eukaryota; Metazoa; Chordata; Chondrichthyes; Orectolobiformes; Hemiscylliidae.
AUGUUAGAACAGCUGAAUUUUACAGUGGAUGGAAGGUGGGAAGCCAGCCAAGAAAGCACUGGAAUAAUUGAGUUUGGAAACAGAGAGACUGAGGCAGGGCUGGAGAUGAGUAAUGUAACGGACAUGAAAAUGCAUGAUUUUGGUGAUGAUUCCGAACUUGGCAAGGGAAAGCGAAGUGGUAAUGCCCUACCAGGACCUACUCAUGUGUAUGGGACAAUUGAGCGAGUCUAUGAUGGUGGAGUUCCUGCAGCUAUUGGUCACUGGCAUACAAUGAAACCCAGAAAACAGGAAACUCUGCAUAAACUCAGACGUGACUUUGCAGCAUUAAAUAAAGCAGCCAUUAAAGCUGGAUUGAUUACUCCACGAGAGAUCUACCAGUUUAGGGCAACGCACGACAUUGGAAUUCUGGGGAAAAAGGUAGAAAAAAAAGAAGGCAUGCUCCCUGAAAUAACUUUUGGAAUGCCCGUAAGGCCCUCAACCCCCAUGUUUGACCUACUGGAGAAUAAAUUCCAGAAGGAAUGGAUGGACGAGCAAAAAGCAAGAGACCGGAUCAAGCAGAAGAAAAAAACCCAUCAGGUCACCCUUGUAAAGAAUUAUCAAACCCGUGCAGCAGUGCUGAGUAAAGCUGUACCGAAAGUGGACCCUGCACCAAUAGUACAUCCAAAACGCUACCAAAAGAUAGGACCUCACCUAGAUACCUUCCGGAGCAUGAAAGCUCGCCGUGCAGCUCUUGAAGCUAACUGGUUGGAUUCUGCAGCAAGGAGUGGCCCCCAUGGACAUGGUGUCUAUGCCUUUGAAUAA